GCAGUACUUAUAAAUUAAGCUGAAGUUACCUCCAACUAGUUUAGUUAUAGAGAUCGGCUUCGUAACACCGGGAGCCUCGACAAACAGCUACCAAGAGAAACGUUGGAAAUCGCCUAUCUGUUCAAUAAUCAAGUUGAAGAUUUUAUAAGCUCGAAUGGGAAUCAAUAUCUCUUCAGUUUACAAGCAGACAGUGAUUGAGAGGACAGGUAAACUUGACGCUGGUGAGUUUGAACUACAGUUCUUUGAUUCCCGCUACAUGUUGAAAGAAGAAGAUGAAGAAAAGUGGAGUGGCUGGUUGAAGCCCUCCUGUAUACCAAUUACCAUUAUUCUUAUCUUGAUCAUCUUGGUAGUUCUCCUUCCUUUGCUAGACCAUGAAAAGAAUGAUGAUAAUGCCACAGCAGGUUUAAAUAAUUUAAAGUAUUUAAGGAGAAACUGUUCCAAUACAUGUGUUUUUCAACUUGUUGAAAGCAUUCCUGAAAACAUGACAUAUACUAAAGGUUCACCUCUACAUCCAUCAGUUUUUCAUGGCUGGCUUGAUUUAAUUGAGAAAGCUCAAAAUACCAUUGACAUUGCCUCAUUUUACUGGACACUUCAAGACAGUGAUGUUACACCAGAUCCAUCUGCUUGGGAGGGUGAACAUGUUUUUCAAGAAUUACUUCAUGCUGGAACCAGACGAGGAAUUCAUAUAAGGAUAGCUCAGAAUAAGCCAUCUAUAUAUCAACCAAAUUAUGAUACUGAGUACUUAGUGAGAAAGGGGGCUGCAAAAGUACACAGUGUAGACUUUGACAGACUGAUAGGUGCUGGAGUCUUACAUACAAAAAUGUGGUUGAUUGACAGCCAACAUUUUUACAUAGGUAGUGCUAACAUGGAUUGGAGAUCUCUGACUCAGGUUAAAGAACUUGGAGUGAUAGUGUACAAUUGUAGUUGUCUAGCAACAGACCUUGCUAAGAUAUUUGAAGUGUACUGGAUGUUGGGAAAAAAAGGAGCUGACAUUCCUUCAACAUGGCCAUCUUCUCUUUAUACCAACAUCAAUGCUGAAACACCAUUAGCUGUGUCAAUGAAUGAUACAUUAACCAGUGUCUAUCUGUCUAGUUCACCACCACAGUUUUGUCCUAAUGGAAGAACUAAUGACAUUGACAGUAUCCUAGAUGUGAUCAGUAAAGCACAGAAAUACAUUUAUGUGGCUGUUAUGGAUUAUUUUCCAAGUACACUGUAUACAGAAAACAAACGAUACUGGCCUAUCAUUGAUGAUGCUCUUAGAAAAGCUGCAGUUGAAAGACAAAUACAUGUGCGUCUCUUAGCCAGUUGGUGGAAUCAUACACGUUCUUCUAUGAUAUACUUCCUUCGUUCUUUGGCUGUCUUGAACAGCAGUGAUUCUUAUAUUGAAGUGAAACUUUUUAUAGUGCCAUCUUACUCUGAAGCUCAAGGAAAAAUUCCCUUUGCUCGAGUCAAUCACAACAAAUAUAUGGUCACAGAUAACUCUGCAUAUAUUGGAACAUCUAACUGGUCUGGAGACUACUUUAUCAACACUGGUGGGAUUGGUUUUAUUUUAAAUCAAUCACAAACUGGAACAGCUUCCAGUCAACCAAUCACAGAGCAAUUGACUGCUGUUUUUGAAAGAGACUGGUUUUCAGAAUUUGCCCAUUCACUUUCAGAAUUUGAAGAAUAUGGUUGAAAUAAAUAACUUUUUUCAAAUAUGGAUGCAUAAUGUAAAUGUAUUAAAUAAUGUAAAAAGUUUAAAAAAAACAGAGAAUGAAGGACCAAAGAUAUUUAACUGGUUGUAUUUUUUUAGCUUAAAAUGGUGGAUAUUUUUAAAAAACAAUAAUCACAAUGAAAAUUUUUAUUGUAGAAAUUUUAUGUCUUAAUUUAUCACUGAUUACUUAUUUUACACAAUUACAAAUUGUACACAAUGUUAAGAAUUUUUAACAAACAGUUUUGAGUCUGCGAGGUGAUUGUGACAUAUAUGUGUAUAUAUAUGCAAUAUGCAUAUACACACAUUUUUUAAUCAUAUUAUUUUAAUGCUAACUAAUACUAAAACAUAUGUUUCAGUUGGUAUAUAAUAGAAAAAGUUGUAAAUGAAGAUGGCAAUUGUAAAAUAAGGACAGUGUUUCCAUAAUGUAUAUAACUUUUGAUGCUCUGCAAUGCCAUGUUAGAUAGCUAGGCACAUUCAUGUACUUUGUAUAGUCUUUAAGUAUUCAUAUUUUUACUCUUAAAUAUAUUAUAUCACUGUUAUUGCUAAGUAGUACAGCAUUUUAUUUGAGUUUUAACAUUCCACUAUAAAAAAG
Limulus polyphemus (Atlantic horseshoe crab) is the source of this 2285-nucleotide messenger RNA. RefSeq names its product phospholipase D3-like. Gene Ontology annotation, molecular function: catalytic activity. Lineage: Eukaryota; Metazoa; Arthropoda; Merostomata; Xiphosura; Limulidae. The transcript is spliced from 10 exons. The record is from RefSeq and is a predicted model, not a curated record. The coding region runs from base 155 to 1675 and encodes 506 amino acids.